Messenger RNA from Podospora pseudopauciseta, 840 nucleotides. RefSeq lists its product as uncharacterized. The transcript is spliced from 3 exons. The coding region runs from base 1 to 840 and encodes 279 amino acids. The record is from RefSeq and is a predicted model, not a curated record. NCBI's taxonomy places the organism in Eukaryota, Fungi, Ascomycota, Sordariomycetes, Sordariales, Podosporaceae.
AUGCCUCCUCGCAAGGAAAUUGGAGUUCCAAGCACCGCACCGAGGCGUCGAUCAUCACGCGUCGAUUCCAGGGAGGCCACGACCACACCGGAGCCCGCACAUCCGCCAGGUUUAAAAGCUACGAAGGCACCAGCGUCAGCAACGCCAAAACCACCAAAUAGUUCGACAGUUCGGCACAGACUUCGCAGACGCAGUCCCCGCACACAGGCCACCAUUGAGGAGGAGCUUGCCGGGGAGGUUCAGGAUGCCGCCGCAGGUCAAGAUGUUUCAGAGGAGCGGAAGGCUUCAGCCGUCGAUUCCUUUGACUGGAGCACCCUGACCCGUGAAAAUCAGUUUUGCUAUGGCAACGAGGAAGAGCAUAUCAGCGUUGGAACAGGAUUCCAUUUGCUUGGAACGAAUAAGCAUAUCACCUCACAAUAUCCCUCUCCUUACAACAUGCGUUUCGAGAUACAGAGUGGGAACUCCAAGAUCAACAAGAGUUGGGGUGUGCGGAUAAUCGGCGGAGCAGACGGGAUCAAGAUGAUUCCUUUCGUCAAUAUUGAACGUGUCAUCAUCAUCCUCCCAGAGCCCAAAGCCAAGAGACAAAAGAACCACCGCGUGCUUAUCGUGCCCACCGCCGCCACUGGCUCUUCCCCAUUAAACGGAACCACCGCCGAUGCGAAGAAGGACGAGCAGAAUUCUCUGAUGAUAGGCUUUGAUGAGCUGCCUGUGGAGCUGUUGGAUGAGUUGAAGAAGUGGUCAGAGGGAAAUAGGAUCAAGACGACGAGGAUGAACCUGGGCGGUCUUUCUACAACUAUGCCGGAAACACACCAGCGUCAGGCUUCACGCCGCCGGGUAUGA